GAUGUGCUGGUUACUGAAGCACGUGAGCUUCUGGGACAAAUCAUAAAUCUGUCUCUGUUCUCUAGGGAAGUGGGCAUUCAGCAGGAUGGGAGAAUUCACCUCACAGUCGUUUACUUUGGAAAAGAACAAGUGAAUGAGGUCAAAUCUAUACUUGAAAAUACCUCCAAAUCAACCAAUUUCAAGAACUUCACUUUCAUCCAACUGAAUGAAGAGUUUUCCAGGGGCAAAGGAUUAGAUGUUGGUGCUCGAGUUUGGAAAGGAAGUAAUGUUGUUCUCUUUUUUUGUGAUGUGGACAUAUACUUCACAGCUGAAUUCCUGAACUCCUGUAGAUUGAACACACAGCCAGGAAAGAAAGUUUUCUAUCCUGUACUCUUCAGCCAAUAUAAUCCCAGUAUAAUUUAUGGCCAUCAAGAUUCCAUACCAUCUUUAGAACAGCAGCUGAUUAUUAAAAAAGAAACUGGAUUUUGGAGAGACUUUGGUUUUGGAAUGACUUGCCAGUACAGAUCUGAUUUUAUCAACAUAGGUGGCUUUGAUCUGGACAUUAAAGGCUGGGGUGGUGAAGAUGUACAUCUGUACCGCAAAUACCUUCACAGCAAUCUCAUCGUGAUCAGAACACCCAUCAGGGGUCUCUUCCAUCUCUGGCAUGAAAAACAGUGUCUGGACGAGCUGACCCCAGAGCAGUACAAAAUGUGCAUGCAAUCCAAAGCCAUGAAUGAGGCUUCUCACGGCCAGCUAGGGAUGCUUGUAUUCAGGCAAGAGAUUGAAACUCACCUCCACAGACAGAAACUGAGCAGUAAGAAGACCUGAAGCCAGAAAUUUGCUAACAAAAGAUGGGUUAAGACUGAAAGAGAAUGAAGAUUUCAACGGGCUGGAAGCAAAAGCAGAUGAGGGAAAGCGCUUGUCCUCACUUCUUCUGACUUUCCUUAAUAGGGCUUUUAAAUUCUCCGUUAGCUUGUUCAGCACUUGCUUCCAGGGGAGACUUGAACGCUUGGUGAGAUAAAAGGUCAUGGAGACAAUGAAGGUUUCAUAAAUAUCACUGUGAUACAGUAAAGAAGGAGAUGCUCUUCCACUGGAAUGUUUGUAAGAUGCAUGCAGUUGUUUAAAAGAUUGACCCUUCGGUGGAUCAAUAAUAAUGAGCUAUUUUCUACGUAUCUAAAAAAGGCUGUGUUCAAAGAUACAGAGUACCUGCUCUGAAAAGGAAAUCUGAUUAUUAACAGUGGUUAAGCUGGAGUGACCAAAAGUCUUUUUUCCUUUUUGGGAGUUGGGUGGGGGGGGCAGCUGCAGUGUACUUACAGGAUUAUUCACCAGUUGAUUCAGUGACAAGAGCCAUUUCAGUGCUUUCUAAAAUUCAGAAAGAGAAAAUCCUGCCAGUCAACUGUGAUUUUUCCAGAACAUGUGAGGUUAGUGUUGUUCUAUUUUGUGGACAGUAAACCAAAAGCAAUUGUCUCUGUCUGUAUCACAUGAAUCAGAUGGUGUAUUUCUGCUUCAGAAUACUGUAAGUAUCUCAACAUUCUUUCUUUAAAAUGGAUUUGGUUUUGCCUGGGAAUUAAGUUGUCAAUACUUGUGGUUUUCAAAUUCUAGCCUUACUAGGAAACAGUACAACCUUCCAAUGCUUGGAAAAUGUUCUGCAGUUCUGUUUUUCCUGGAUGGGAACUUUGCUCAGAUAAAUGAAUUGAUUUUACUGUAGAAUCUGAGUGCUGGAAGAAAGAAGCUUUAUGCUGGAGAAGAGGAAACGUAUUUCAACUUGGAGUACUGGUUUAGCAGGAAACUUCAAAUUCUGAAUGCCAGUUACAAAAAUUAAUGAAAAUUUUCUGACUUUAUACCAAAGUAUUCCAUCUGAACCAAAUCUAGAAUCUUGCCCAGGGCAUAGCAGAUUUUGUAAUUAACAAAAUAAAUUUUUUUAAUGAAUUACUGAACCCUGGAAAUUCUCUUACAGUAAUUGUGUGUUCAUGAAAUCAGCCAUCUUAAUAGUUUUUUUUCAAUGAUCUAACUGUUCCAAGUGAGCUAUUGUUUUUGUAGAGCGGUUUAAUGCUGACUGCUGUAUAUCAUUUCAAUGUUAAAUAGCCAACAAAAAAUGCAUGGGUUUGUCAAUCCAUUUAUUUACCUAAGUGCUGCUUCUCCCAGUGGUCUCUUUAUUUUAUAGCUACGAACUAGUUCAAGGCUGUCUGAAACUAGAUUGUAAUGUGGCUUUUGGGUUGUCAAAGCUAGGGGCAACAAGUAUAAAAGACAGUAAUUAUGAAUGAAUAAAAUGCUAUUUGUCCUUUGGCUGAGUGAUAGGAAGAGUGCUCGUGAACCUCUCUAGAAAGCACUGCAUGCAGAAUCUGCAAAGAACGUGCUACUACUGUUAGUACGUCUUCCUUUGUACGUUUACAUAUUUGCCUUUUGUUAGAUGCAAGUGACCUUCAUUGCACUUUCCGUGUGGAACACCAAACAUGUCCCAAAAUUGUGCAAAAAUACACAAGGAUCUGCUGGAAAGAGAACUCCGUGCUUAGGAAAGAACCCUUAAUGUAUCACUUACAAUGCUAUCAGCAAUAGUUCAAGUAGAUCUUCCAAAGAAUGGUUUUCUUUCCAGCAUGCAUGAUAAAUUCUUUAAGUUAAUCUGUUCUGAUGGAGGAAUCUGACAAAUGUUAUUGUACUGGGAGGAGUCAGGCAUGUUGAAUACAUCUGAGGGCUGUGAUCAGCUCUGUUCCAAAGUGAAAGCUUUUCCUAUAGUCCCAUUUAAGCUGGAUUUGAAAAUGGAUGAUGCAUAUAGUAGAAAUUUCAUAAUUGCAACCGGCCUUGAACUUGACCUUUUCUAUUUCCUGUGAUAUUUUCCAUCAUCUUCUGUUAAGUAUACCCUAAGCCCUGAGCAGCUUAAUGUUACUCUGAGGUUGGCACGUCCUACUUGUUGAGCAUGGUUGGAUGAUCUCUGGAAGUCCAUUGAAACCUAAAUUAGUUUCUAAUUCUAAGCUUUGGGCAUCUGUAAGUUCAAUACUUUGCUACUUUGGGUGUAGCACAUCAUCAAGCCCAUGUCAAAGUUGCACAAGUUAAGUUUGUUGGCUUUGUUGGUUUUUUUUUUUUUUUUCUUUUGAGAUCUCUUGUGAUUUUUCUUGCAUGUCUUUUCCCAUAGGGAUGCCAGGAGUAAUACUGUCUAUGUGCUUUCUGUCUCCUGGCUGCAGAACCUAGUUUGGCAAAAGGUGGGAAUGAAUCAGUGAUGAGAGCACCAGCCCACAGUCAUUGGCCAUCCCAGUGAGAUUCAGAGGAAAAGCUAAUCACAGCAGAAGUCUGGUAGGCCUGGCUUAAGCAUGGAGACUGUACUGAUAUGGAAAAAAGAGAAAGGGAAGCUGUUAUUACCUACACUUCCAUAGACAAUUGGAGGUCUUUCAUGCUGAUUAUAUGAACAUCCAACAUAAGUGUAGCUUUUGAUAGGCAGCUCUCUACCUUCCGUGUCCUAGAAACGGACAUCUUGUGAUCUUUCUCAGAAAGGCAGUUUUAACAGGAUCUUAGCUGGGGAGAGAAUACAGGUCACUAUUCACAUUCGGACAGGUCACACGGGAAUUUCUGGGUUUACUUUUUGAGGACUUUGGGAUGUUCUGGUUAAAGGAAUGAAGGCCUUUGACUAAAUAAAUUGACAUGUCCUUUCAGCUGUCAUAAUUGUUUCAGCAAGUAGUUUACUAAUGUUAUUACCCUUGUAAUACUUGCACAGCAUCCAUUGAAGAAGAAAUUGUGGACUUUUUCUACAGACUGUGAAUAAAACCGGCAUCUCUGAUUCUUCCUUGCUUCACUCAUUCUAAGGGUAACUUGCAAAUAGGAAGUUAUAAUACAAAGGUAUCCACUAGUCAGCAGUCCAAACAGUGAAGAGGCCCAUUAUGGAUCUCAGAGACACAGUUGCUCAUGUUUGUGGGGUCCUGCUGUGUCAGUGCCAAAUCAACCUGCACAUUAAGUCUGCAAGUUAACAGACUGUUUCCCAAGUUUUCUCUCCCUGAGAGCUCUCAGACUCCACCUUUUUAACAGAGACUUUGUCUGGUUUUUACUAGCCCAUACUUACACAAAAUUCUGUAUGAUUAGUCUCCAGCAGGACAACUGCUAUGCUGUACACCUGAGAACGUGAGAAGGUAUUCUCUAGUGCUGUGAUUCUGUGACUUAGAAUUUCUCAGAAGAA
Centrocercus urophasianus (Greater sage-grouse) is the source of this 4141-nucleotide messenger RNA. Its product is annotated as chondroitin sulfate N-acetylgalactosaminyltransferase 1-like. Gene Ontology annotation, molecular function: glucuronosyl-N-acetylgalactosaminyl-proteoglycan 4-beta-N-acetylgalactosaminyltransferase activity. The record is from RefSeq and is a predicted model, not a curated record. Lineage: Eukaryota; Metazoa; Chordata; Aves; Galliformes; Phasianidae. The transcript has 5 exons. The annotation marks the transcript as partial. Gene Ontology annotation, cellular component: Golgi cisterna membrane.